Molecule: messenger RNA, 852 nt
Organism: Xyrauchen texanus (razorback sucker)
Lineage: Eukaryota; Metazoa; Chordata; Actinopteri; Cypriniformes; Catostomidae
Product: small EDRK-rich factor 2-like
Exons: 3
Coding region: 438-617 (59 amino acids)
Source: RefSeq, a predicted model, not a curated record
GAGAGAAUUUUUAUUUUUAGGUGAACUAUCCCUUUAAUAAGCUCUUUCUAAUGUUCUUCCACACCUGUCUAACAUUUUUCACCUGUUGACUUCAGCUACUCGUACGUGUAAACAUUUAUUCAAUAUCCAGAGAGCGAUAUCAUCAACGAAAUAUAAUCAGAACCUAAGCUUUAAUUGUGAGGAUUUCAUGAUCAAUCCAACGUUUUGAAGUUAUUUUGUACUCCUAAUCAACAUUAUGCAGUAAAAAGACCAGCUUUUACCAAUGAGAACACUUCUCGUGCAUGACGUCACCCAUCUCAUCCAAUCAAAUCAUUACCCUUCGUUCUGAUAUUUCUCGUGAUGCUGCAAAGCAACGAUUCGUUGGCGAGGAAAUAAGAUAGCGGCCCUUUGGGUGAGCUACUCUGAAAACCGGAUAAAACUGACAAAAAAUAAAAACAAUGACCAGGGGAAAUCAGCGUGAACUUGCUCGCCAGAAAAAUGCCAAAAAGCAUAUUGACAUGCACAAGGGCAAGAGAAAUGAUGGUUUAUCUGCUGCUGCCAGAAAGCAGAGAGAUGCAGAAAUAAUGCAACAGAAACAAAAGAAAGCCAAUGAGAAAAUGGAACCUACAUCCAAAUAGUCCGAAGACAAAAAGCAAACCUGUUACCAAUGUUCUUUUCUUUCAGAGCAUUUAAUACAGUACUGAUUUUGGUUGAUUGGGCAUUUACUUCACUGUGCACAGGUCUUCCUUUUCUUGAUCAGUAUUUACAAAUGUAAAAACCAAGAAUAACAUCAUCUUGGAACUACAUAAUCUUGUAUUUUAUAUAAACCAUUCCUUUUCUUGAAAUUGCUGAAUAAAGUGUACAUAAAAUCUA